UCGCGAUCAAUGGAAUAUGGCACAACAAGAGGUCCAGUUGCGAUGUUGGUCCUGUGACAGCUGUGUUUGAAACUCUUGUUGGCAUGAGUUAGAGCAAGGCAAUUUCGACCUCUGUUCUUGCAGAUAGUUUAAAGAUAGUCUGUUUCUGAAGCGUCGGACCCCGGGCACAUGAUCAACACGAUUACGUGGUGGAUGAGAUCCGAUUGUACCAAGUUCAGUGACGCAAAUGCACGCUCGCAUCGCGUUGAUCUGAAUGGCAGUUUCAUAGCAAAGCGUGGGAAAUAUGUUCACUCUUAUUCGCUUGUCCAGAAACAAUGCAGGCGAAGGAGCCGUAUCUUGAAAGCUAUCUUCAUACCUGAUUCCUUCAAUGUGCAGUGCAGAAAUGGGUCUGAUACAAGAACGCCGAAAGCUCACGUACGCGCCGGCCCGCGAAUACGCCCCCCGAUGUCAGAUCUGUCUCCGGUCAACAGUGGCGCCGCAGAUCUUCCCCUCAUCCGCCUGCCAUUCCUAGUCUAGACUCCGAAGUAACGGUCUUGCAUGCUCCUUUCAAACAGGCUUGCAUAUCAUGGGCAAAUUACCGCAUCGUCGUACAUGUUUUUUGCCGAAUCUAAUGAUCGCAAUGGACUUGGACAACGUCCUGUUAUUGCGAGAGCCCCUUUUUCGUAUGAUUUAUGUACCAAGAAUCCUUCUACCUCUUCGGACAUUCUAUCAUCUGCGGGCGUGUGUUGGUUUGCACCAAGUAAAUAUAUAGUAUCCUGCAUUUCUGUAGAAACAUUCCUCUCCCUAGCUAGACCUCCGCUUUCUUGCACUGCUGCGAUGCAUUAUGCAUUAUGCAUUAUGGACAUGAACUAUUUCGGUCCCCGAAAUGCGUCACCGGGGGUAACUGUUCGGUAUGUGGAUUUCGAGCGGUUCAUGGUGCCGGAUGCAUGCAUCAGUGACAUUUGUCUGGUUGCGCAUCGGAUCAUGAGUGGGGUAAGGCGUGCCACUAUUUGA
Messenger RNA from Periconia digitata, 993 nucleotides. The record is from the annotation of a GenBank genome assembly. NCBI's taxonomy places the organism in Eukaryota, Fungi, Ascomycota, Dothideomycetes, Pleosporales, Periconiaceae.